This is a messenger RNA of Wyeomyia smithii (pitcher-plant mosquito), 727 nucleotides long. RefSeq names its product exosome complex component CSL4 (gene Csl4). Gene Ontology annotation, biological process: RNA processing. NCBI's taxonomy places the organism in Eukaryota, Metazoa, Arthropoda, Insecta, Diptera, Culicidae. Gene Ontology annotation, cellular component: nuclear exosome (RNase complex); cytoplasm. The record is from RefSeq and is a predicted model, not a curated record. Bases 85 to 711 code for a protein of 208 amino acids. The transcript has 4 exons. Gene Ontology annotation, molecular function: RNA binding.
ACAAAACAACAUUUCUGAAAGCGUACGGCACACAUGGCACAACAGUUGGUAAAAGCAUUGAAGUAGUAAUUACAAUUAUUCAAAAUGGUUAAAACUAUUGACGAUAAAGAAAAGUACAUCUGCUACCCUGGACAACGGCUUUGUGCCAUGACGGAAUACACAGUUGGAGGAGAAGGCACUUACGAGAAACUCGGCUAUCUUCAUGCAAGUUUAUCGGGAGUCGUUCGUAUUCGCAAACAACACAAGAAUAACUAUAUAUCGGUGGCAUCAUUCGGCAGUAAAACAGUAGUGCCGGUGGUAGGCGAUGUUGUGACUGCUAAAAUUACAAUCAUAAAUCAACGAUUUGCAAAAUGCACUAUUAUUUGUAUUGGGAAAACCUGUCUCAAUAGACCGUAUAGAGGUAUUCUACGCAAGGAAGAUGUUCGAGCUACGGAAAAGGACAAAGUAGAAAUGUAUAAAUGCUUCCGACCGGGAGAUAUAAUUCUUGCACGAGUGCUUCCCCAAGUAGAACUGAACACGUACUGUUUAUCGACUGCUGAAAAUGAGCUGGGAGUUGCGGUGGCGAUGUCAACCAGGUGCUCGGAACCUACACCAAUGGUUCCUGUGGGUUGGACUGAGAUGCAAUGUCCUGUAACACUGGUCAAAGAACUGCGUAAGGUAGCUAAGAUUGUGCCUGAAACUGCACCACCGAAUUACGAUGGAAAAAUAUAAAUUCCUAAAAUAAGAA